AUAUUUUUUGAGGUUAGAAAUCCCAUCAGCUGUUCUUUUGAUCGUGUUGAUCAUUUUCCUUUGGGUUUGAUUGCAGGAGAUCUGUUUGGCAUUUAGUUGUAAAUAAUCGGCCAAAAAAUGCAAAGUGAUAAUCCAGACAUUCAGUGGGCACUCGAUUUGCUCAAACCAGAUCCUUUGGCGCAACCAAGCCUUAUCUCAAAAUAUUACCACCAAAUACCGUGUGUUGUAGGUGCACCUGUGAUAUGUGGUUACGUAAAUCACAUGCGAGGAUUACCCGUUAUUGCACGCCCACAUUAUUUAGUGCUGACACUAGGAGGAAUGUUAUAUGCUUCGACUUGGGCUGAUUGGUACUACCAGAAAAGAGCUGCAAGAACAGAUGCCAUAAUGCGAGACUACAUAAUCCGACAUCCCGAAGAUUUUCCUCCUCCAGAACGCCAAAAAUACGGAGAAAUAUUCACCAAGUGGAUACCAAUACGUUAAGAAGGUAAACGAAAUUAAUAGCAGUUAUUAUUAACGUUGCCUCACUCCUGAGACGCAAGCAAUACAACAUUGGUUGAAAAGGUCUUGUAAUUACUGUUUCAAUAAAUAAAUUGUGCUCAAUAUCUAAUUGUA
This is a messenger RNA of Belonocnema kinseyi, 612 nucleotides long. RefSeq lists its product as uncharacterized. Gene Ontology annotation, cellular component: mitochondrial inner membrane. Lineage: Eukaryota; Metazoa; Arthropoda; Insecta; Hymenoptera; Cynipidae. The record is from RefSeq and is a predicted model, not a curated record. Bases 118 to 480 code for a protein of 120 amino acids. The transcript is spliced from 3 exons. Gene Ontology annotation, biological process: mitochondrial electron transport, NADH to ubiquinone.